Molecule: messenger RNA, 4985 nt
Organism: Cynocephalus volans (Philippine flying lemur)
Lineage: Eukaryota; Metazoa; Chordata; Mammalia; Dermoptera; Cynocephalidae
Product: zinc finger protein 420-like
Exons: 5
Coding region: 206-3604 (1132 amino acids)
Biological process (GO): regulation of DNA-templated transcription
Molecular function (GO): RNA polymerase II cis-regulatory region sequence-specific DNA binding; DNA-binding transcription factor activity, RNA polymerase II-specific
Source: RefSeq, a predicted model, not a curated record
GCCAUCUUUUGUGUGGAGAUUCUGGACGCUACGGUUGUCCCCAGGGUGCACCUCAGAUCCUGAGAUUGGAUUGUACUUCACGAAAGAUGGCUAAUGUGUAGAGAGUUUUGGGCAGGAAAAUCCAGCGUCAAGCCACAACAGUUCUCUCCUUAAUCCAGUGCAAUCCCUCCUCUUCCAGCUAAACUGGCUGAGUGUGCUACAAAAGAUGGAUAAAUCUCUGGAGUUGGUGUCAUUUGAGGAUGUGGCUGUGGACUUCACCUGGGAGGAGUGGCGGGAUUUGAAUGAUGCUCAGAGGACUUUGUACAGGGAUGUGAUGCUGGAGACCUACAGCAGCUUGGUUUCAUUGGGGCACUGCAUUAGUAAACCUGAAGUUAUCCUCAAGUUGGAGAAAGGAGCAGAGCCAUGGAAUAUAGAAGACCCAAACCAGAGCCUCCCAGAUAUCCAGAUAGUCAAUGACCUACUUGAGAGGAGCCAAGAUAGUCAUGGUAGAUACUUGCAGCAAGGUGUCAUCAUCAGUGGUAACCAAUCAAAUGAGGAGAGAGUGCAGUCAGGAAAAUCAUUUAAUCUGAGUUCAAAGCAUAUUUUAAAUCUGGUUAUAAAUAAUGGAAACUAUUCAAGAGUGGAGCAUGACGAGUUUAAGGUAUGUGAGAAUGCACUUCUUACAGAGACUGAUGCCAUGCAUCAGUCUAAGAAACCUGAUGAACAUAACAUAUCUGAGAAAUCCCAGAGACAUCAGGAGCACCUUAGUCAGUAUUCCAAGAUUCCAACUUUUGAACAUAACGGAAAAGGAAAAUCCUGCAACACACUGCCAAUAAUGUUUACAUCUAAGAAGGUUCCUACGGGUGAGACCACCUGUGAAUAUAAUGAGUAUGGGAAAGACUGUAAUAACUUAGCUGUCAUUGCCCAGGAGAUAACUCAGAUAGGGAAGAAAACUUUUCAAUGUGAUGUGUGUGGGAAAGUGUUCUAUAAAAAGGCUAAACUUACUCAACAUAAGAUUAUGCACACAAGAGAGAAACACAACAAAUACAGUGAAAGUCAGAAAUCUCUUAUUAAGCAAACAUACCUUUUCUCGUAUCAGGAAAAAUCUACUGGGAAGAUGCUUUAUCCAUGUAAUGAACAGGGGAAAUUUUUCUAUCAGAAGUCAGACUUUACUGUGCAUCACAGAAUUCACAAAGGGGAACUAUCCUAUGGAUUUGUUAACCGUGGCAAAUCCUUUCAUGAGAAUUUGCUUCUCAGCUGUCAUCAGGCAAUUCACACAAGUGAAAAAUCAUGUGAAUGUUAUGGAUGUAGAAAAUCUUUCUACCAUAAUUCCACCCUUACUAUAUAUCAGAGAACUCACAUGAGUGAGAAUCUGUGUGAAUGUGAAGAAAGUCAAAUUUUCUCCAGUAAGUCAAUACUCAAGAAACUUGAGAGAAUUCACAUUGCUGAGAAACCCUUUGACUGUAACACAUGUGGAAAAACCUUUCUCCAGAAUUCAAACUUCAGCAAGCAUAAGAGAAUUUAUGAGGAAUAUGGAAAAGGUUUUCACCAAAAGUCACACCUGAAGAGACAUCAAAGAAUUCACACAGAGGAGUACUCAUAUGAAUGUAAAGAGUGUGGGAAAGCUUUUAACCAAAAGUGUGCCCUCAAAAGGCAUCAGAGAAUUCACACAGGUGAGAAGCCAUUUGAAUGUAAGGAGUGUGGAAAAGCUUUUAACCAAAAGACACACCUCAGCAGGCAUCAGAGAAUUCACACAGGUGAGAAACCAUAUGAAUGCAAAGAAUGUGGAAAAGCUUUUAUUGAAAAAUGGUUUCUCAGCAUGCAUCAGAGAGCCCACACAGGUGAGAAACCAUAUGAAUGUAAAGAAUGUGGAAAAGCUUUUAACCGAAUGUCACACUUCAGUAGGCAUCAGAGAACUCACACAGGUGAGAAACCAUAUGAAUGUAAAGAAUGCGGAAAAGCUUUUAACCAAAAGUCACACUGCAGCACGCAUCAGAGAAUUCACACGGGUGAAAAACCACAUAAAUGUAAAGAAUGUGGAAAAGCUUUUAAUGAAAAGUCAGUUCUAAGGAUGCAUCAGAGAAUUCAUACAGGUGAGAAACCAUAUGAAUGUAAAGAAUGUGGAAAAGCUUUUAACCAGAAGUCUAUCCUCAGUAAACAUCAGGAAAUUCACACAGGUGAGAAACCAUAUGAAUGUAAAGAAUGUGGGAAAGCUUUUAAACUAAAGUCACACCUCAGCAUGCAUCAGAGAAUUCACACAGGUGAGAAGCCAUAUGAAUGUAAAGAAUGUGGAAAAGCUUUUAAGCUAAAGUCACACCUCAGCAUGCAUCAGAGAAUUCACACAGGUGAGAAACCAUAUGAAUGUAAGGAAUGUGGAAAAGCUUUUAACCAAAAGGGAAUCCUCAGCAUGCAUCAGAGAAUUCACACAGGCGAGAAGCCAUAUGAAUGUAAAGAAUGUGGAAAAGCUUUUAACCGAAAGUCACACCUCAGCAUGCAUCAGAGAAUUCACACAGGUGAGAAACCAUAUGAAUGUAAGCAAUGUGGAAAAGCUUUUAAUCAAAAGGGAAUCCUCAGCAUGCACCAGAGAAUUCACACAGGUGAAAAACCAUAUGAAUGUAAAGAAUGUGGAAAAUCUUUCAACCGAAAGUCAACCCUCAGCAUGCACCAGAGAAUUCACACAGGUGAGAAGCCCUGUGAAUGUAAAGAAUGUGGAAAAGCUUUUAAGCUAAACUCACACCUCAAAAUUCAUCAGAGAAUUCACCAAGGUAAGAAACUGUAUGAAUGUAAGAAAUGUGGAAGAACUUUUAACCAGACAUCUAUCCUCAGUAUGCAUCAGGAAAUUGACACAGGCGAGACACCAUAUGAAUGUAAAGAAUGUGGAAAAGCUUUCAAGCAAAAGUCACACCUCAGCCUGCAUCAGAGAAUUCACACAAGUGAGAAACCAUAUGAAUGUAAAGAAUGUGGAAAAGCUUUUAAACUAAAGUCACACCUCACCCUGCAUCAGAGAAUUCACACAGGUGAGAAACCAUAUGAAUGUAAAGAAUGUGGUAAAGCUUUUAAGCUAAAGUCACGUCUCAGCCUGCAUCACAGAAUUCACACAGGUGAGAAUCCAUAUGAAUGUAAAGAAUGUGGGAAAGCUUUUAAGCGAAAGUCACGCCUGAGCGUGCAUCAGAGAAUUCACACAGGUGAGAAACCAUAUGAAUGUAAACAAUGUGGAAAAGCGUUUAACCGAAAGUCACACCUCAGCCCGCAUCAGAGAAUUCAUACAGGUGAGAAACCAUAUGAAUGUAAACAAUGUGGAAAAGCUUUUAAUCAAAAAGGAAUCCUCAGCAUGCACCAGAGAAUUCACACAGGUGAGAAACCAUAUGAAUGUAAAGAAUGUGGAAAAGCUUUCAACCGAAAGUCAACCCUCAGCAUGCACCAGAGAAUUCAUACAGGUGAAAAGCCCUGUGAAUGUAAAGAAUGUGGAAAAGCUUUUAAGCUAAAGUCACAGCUCAAAAUGCAUCAGAAAAUUCACACAGGUAAGAAACCACAUGAAUGUAAGGAAUGUGGAAAAGUUUUUAACCACACAUCUAUCCUCAGUAAGCAUCAGGAAAUUCACACAGGUGAGACACCAUAUGAAUAAGUAUGCGGAAAGGCUUUCAACCUAAAACCCUCAGCAUGCAUUGGAGAAUUCACACAGGUGAGAAGCCUUGUGAAUGUAAAGAAUGUCGAAAAAGUUUUUUUUUUUUUUAACAAAAUGAGUUUAGAAGGCAUCAGAAUACUCACCCAGGAAAACACUUCUUAUGAAUGUAAUAUGGCAAGCCUUUUACUGGAUCUCCCACUGAUAGGAAAGAAUUCCCACAAAAGAAAACCUCAGUGAAUGUAUGGGAAAAGAUUUUGCUGGAAGUCAUACCUCAAGACAUCAGAGAACAUCAAUCAAGAAGACCUAUAAAUAUACGUUGUGCUCAGGUAUUGGAAAUUGUCUUGUGGAUCCCCAUUGAUAUAAAAAUUUGCUGAUAUUCCAGUCCUUACUGUAAAUGUUGUAGUGUUUGUUUAUUACCAAUUCACUUCCUGCCAUGUACUUUACAUCUUGUGUUGAUUGCUUAUAAUACUGAAAGAUGUGAAUACUAUGUAAAUAGUUGUUGUACUGUGUUGUUUUUCAGCAGUAGAAUUGUUUGAUUUAAUGUUUUUAUUUAUUUUUGAGGAUUUUUGAGAAGUAGUUGCUUGAAUCACCAUAUGUAUAACCCUCUGAUAAGGAAGGAGGACUGUAAUGAUUGUGAAAACAUUUUUUCUCCAAAGUCUCAAGGCUGGCUAUGGUUAGAGCAUUGUUGCUUAUAGCAUUGUGCUCAACAUGCUCACCAGAAAAUCAAUAAAUAUAAAUAAAAGAAUAAUCACAUCCUAGCUGGCAUCAGAAUUUACAGAGGGGAGAAAUUAUGGAUGAGACAGACUAUACAUUUCAGACAGAAAACCCCUCUUUUCUCUCAUGUGCAUAGCCUGCAAUCAGCAUUUGAUGAUUGGGUGGAUGACCAUGUAAUUUAACUGUUCAGGGGAAUGCAGAUAUAAGUAAUGAACAUUACUUCCAGUUCAGACAACAAAAUCAAAAAAUUUCCACGCUGUUACUGAUUUCUCAAUAUCUUUGUGACUAAAUGAAGAGUUGGGGCCAUAGGUGGGAGAAAUCCACCCUAAUUUAAAGUAGUAGGAAUUAAAGACCCCAGAGAUAUUCUCACCACUAUCCCUAAACCUCCAUUUAUACAUCGUACAAGAAAUUAUAUCCUUUGUGAGCCAUUGUGUGUGUGCUCUGCAUUACAACACGGCCACCCCACUCCAGAAAAAUGGUUUUUUAAACUUUCUGAGAGAAGUUACCAGUCCUUGUAUAUGGGAAGAGAAUCCUGUGUUGUUAUCUUUUAUAUCCGAAUCAGUUUAUGGGAAAAACAAAUUAUGGGGAGAAGCAAUGCUCUAAAUGUGUGAUAUCUUAUCAGGACAUCUCAUUGAACAGUGAAAAUAAAGUUAAAUAUCUAAAUCUC